This is a messenger RNA of Echinops telfairi (small Madagascar hedgehog), 1369 nucleotides long. It is a transcript of the gene CCNB2, whose product is annotated as cyclin B2. Bases 48 to 1238 code for a protein of 396 amino acids. Gene Ontology annotation, molecular function: cyclin-dependent protein serine/threonine kinase regulator activity. Gene Ontology annotation, cellular component: nucleus; cyclin-dependent protein kinase holoenzyme complex; cytoplasm. Gene Ontology annotation, biological process: mitotic cell cycle phase transition; regulation of cyclin-dependent protein serine/threonine kinase activity. Lineage: Eukaryota; Metazoa; Chordata; Mammalia; Afrosoricida; Tenrecidae. The transcript is spliced from 9 exons. The record is from RefSeq and is a predicted model, not a curated record.
UUCCCUCCUGGGCCGGGCCGCCUGUCCCUGCUGACUUCGCCGUCCUAAUGGCGCUGCUCCGACGCCCGACGGUGUCCAAUGAUUUGGAAAAUGUUGACAAGGAAAUUAGUUCUAAAACUAAGAGUCAUGUGACUGUCAGACGGGCAGUUUUAGAAGAAAUUGGAAAUAGAGUGACAACCAGACCAGCACAAAUAGCCAAGAAAGCUCCGAACACGCGACUCCCUGCUCAAACCAAAACAAAUGUCAAGAAACAACUAAAACCUACUGCUUCGGUGAAACCAGUGCAGGUGGAAAUGUUGGCUCCAAAGGGGCCGCCUCCCUCACUUGAGGAGGUCUCCAUGAAGGAAGAGAAACUGUGUCGAGCUUUCUCGGAUGCACUGCUUUGCAAAAUGGAAGACAUAGACCACGCAGACGGGGAGAACCCCCAGCUGUGCAGUGCCUACGUUAAGGACAUCUAUCAGUACCUCAGGCAGCUUGAGGUCCUGCAGUCCAUCAACCCACAUUUCUUAGAUGGAAGUGAUAUCAAUGGACGCAUGCGUGCCAUUCUGGUGGACUGGCUCGUGCAAGUCCACUCUAAGUUCAGGCUUCUGCAGGAAACGCUGUACAUGUGCAUCGCCAUUAUGGACCGCUUUUUACAGAUGCAGCCCGUCUCGCGCAAGAAGCUUCAACUGGUUGGGAUUACAGCUCUGCUUUUGGCUUCCAAGUAUGAGGAGAUGUUUUCUCCAAAUAUCGAAGACUUCGUGUAUAUCACAGACAAUGCGUACAGCAGUUCCCAGAUCCGAGAAAUGGAGACGCUCAUUCUGAAAGAGUUGAGAUUUGAGUUGGGUCGCCCCUUGCCCCUACACUUCUUACGUAGGGCAUCAAAAGCUGGAGAGGUGGAUGUUGAGCAGCACACUUUAGCCAAGUACUUGAUGGAGCUGACUCUCAUGGACUAUGACAUGGUGCACUAUCACCCUUCUAAGGUGGCAGCGGCCGCCUCCUGCUUGUCUCAGAAGGUUCUGGACCAAGGAAAAUGGAGUGUCAAGCAGGAGUACUACACUGGCUACCGAGAGAAUGAAGUUCUGGAAGUCAUGCAGCACAUGGCCAAGAACGUAGUGAAAGUGAAUGAAAACUUGACGAAGUUCAUUGCCAUCAAGAAUAAGUAUGCAAGCAGCCGACUCCUGAAGAUCAGCACGAUCCCUCAGCUGAACUCCAAAGCCGUCAAAGACCUCGCCUCGCCUCUGCUGGGAAGGCCCUAGGCUGCUGCCACCUCGCCCUGGGAACUCUCGGCUCUGUACAUAGUCCUCUGCGCUACUUCACCAACUGUCCUGAGACCCGCUUUCUAAAUGUAUAUGGAGGAAAAAUAAAGUUACCGAUUUUUCUUAAGGUA